CAACGCACAAGCACAUUUAUAACUGUGCUAUUUAUUGUUCUAGCUUGUGGCAAUAGUGUGGUCCAUAUGUGCUUCCAACUAACUCUUGAAGUUAAAUCAUUUCAAAGAAAGUCUUGAAGCAAAACGACCCAAUGAGGUCAUGCAACCUUUAACUAUUGUGGUAAUAUCGCUCUAAUGUGGAGUUUAAGUUCCCAAAAAUCAUUGAGAAAAUUACUUUAUGUUCCAAACGGUGAGCUUGGAAUCCCAAUAUUCAAUAGGCACCCUUUGAUGAAAAUUCCUUUCUCAAUGUCAGUCAAGUCAACAUUUAUCCAUGACAAACAGGUCUGAGCUGCAUCCUUGAAGUCGCCGUCUUUGCUUUCCUCAUGCUUCCUAGCCACAUAUACCCAUCGUGAAUAAUUAGUGUGGAUCAAUCAUAAUAAUGAUAUACAAAUAUUGAAAUAUAAAUUCAACUAUAAAUUAUUGAUAUUAGUAACAAUGUAGUAAAGCUAUAGGAGAGGAUCAAUUUAGAACAUCUUACAUAAAGGGGUAUAAUGCUAUAUAGUAACUAACCGUAGCAGCGAGGUCAGCUUGGUUGAGCUCCUAACACAACGAGUCAAGAACUUGUAUCUCACGCUUUUGUGCAUUAACAACAGCUAAAUACCUAUGUGUGUCUUUGAUAUAUAUUUAUUGGAAUUAGAAUCUAAUAAUCAAGAUAUUAAGUUAAUCGCAUACAUAUACAACUAUAAACCAAAACUCUAUCAAACCUAGAACAUGUCAACUAUAAAGAGAUUGUUACAGUUUCAUGCUUUAGAUAGUUUCUCACAAUCUUUGUAAUGCAGUUUCCAUCUCCAUGUAUUACAAGGUUUUCAUUCCCUUUUAGCAUUGCGGAAGUAAAUGGAUUUUCAAAGUAAAUUUUAUAUCAUUCCUAAUUUGCAGGUGUGCUCAAUCCUUUAUACAACACAUAUGCCAAAAGAUUAUUUAUUUACUUGUAAGUAGGUGUACGGACAUCAUUUCAGGAAUAUUUUUGGAUCUAGCAGGCAUAAGAGUUGAGCUUGUGUGACAAAUAUGCCAAAGAUGUUUCUAUUGUUAUUUGACAACAACAAUCCAGGUUGGUCAUUGCAUAAUCUGCCAAUGUUCAAAUGUUUUAUAUAUUAUAUAGUAAUAAACAAAGUAAACACAAUAUAGUGAAAUGAAAAUAUUAUAAUAAUGUGUAACUUGUGGUAGAUAGUCAUAUGAUUGAUCAACUUUGAACCGUUCACCAUGCCCCUCUGGCUGCUUAUCAUCAUCUAGUUUAUCUGAUUCAAAAUCACUCAACUCAGAAAUUUUUUCAUUCUCAAUGUCACUUGAUUCAACAUUGUAAGAGCCUGAUUUAUGAAAAAAAUACAAAAACUAAAAAUUAUCAAAUUAGAGACCAGUCGGCUAAAUUAAACUAAUAAAAGAAUAACUAGCCGAAGAUGAUUCUGGGAUGGUUGGUGACGGAGGUGGCAGCCGUGGGUCACAAUCAUUCAUACCGAAGACACACAAUUCAGAACAUCUUCGAUUAGUUUUAAUUAUUUGAUUCUUUCAUGUCUAAUAUUUAAACACACACAGUACAUACUUCCUAUAACUAUGUGGACCAGAGGAGAGGAACAACACAUCAUCCAUGAUUCAUUUAUAGGUAGGCUUCCUAAUAUAAUUGUCAGUUAGGCUUCACUUUCCUCAUAAUUUUAUUUGAUUCGGUUGGUUCGGUUCGUCCCCAACUUCUCGUCUUCUCGUUCAGACUAAUGCUCAAAUCUUUGGGCGGUGCUCAGACGCCUUCGGUGGCUGGCCGCCCCCCACUACUAAAAAACAGUUUUCCCCACCAAUAUUUUCGCUGCCUAUUCUUAUAGAGCCGGCGGCGAAAAUGUUUCACCGUCGGCCCUAUAACAGGUGGACGAAGUGGAUAAAACCAUUUUCACCGCUGGCCCCAACCUCAAAUCAAGGAUAAAAAUAGAUUCUAUUUUCACCGUCAGCCUUAACCACGGGCUAAGGGUGAAAUUUGUUUCCUUUCCAACGCCGGUGCUACAGUCCACUGCAGCAAGACCGGCGGUGAAACAGAAUGGUUCGCGUGGUGGCAUGUCCCCCCUCUUCACCCUUCUCAACCGAAGGAAACCAUCUCCAACUCAAUCCUCUUCGGCUCUGCGUGCUCGUGCUCGGCUUCCUUCCUCUUCUCCUCUGUCGUCUCCCUCCCGAGCGUGCCACGCGACACCGGCGAGGCUAAGCAGAUGAGCUAGCCUGUGUUGGUGUUGGUGGCGCCCCCCGACACCUCCCUCCAUCCAGACGCCUCCGCGCCCAGGCCUUGAUUCCGGCGGCGCCCCGCCGGAGCGGGCCCAACGCGUCCGCGCCGCCCCGACCUCUGCCCGGCCAGGCUCCACGUCGCCCCGCUGGAGGUGCCCCGACUCCUCCAUGCUGCCCUACCUCCGUCCCUCGUAGCCGGUCACCUUAUCUGACGCCGCCAGUCCGAGCCCGCCGCCACCUGUUCAGAUAGCAGCAUGCUGGCGGCAAUUGCCAUAUUCUCCAGGGCCUCAAAGAGAAAUAUGAAGAGCAUCAUGGCACCAAAAUUCAGGACACAGCCAUAGUAGCAGCUGCCUGGCUUGCCAAUCACUACAUCACAGUAUCAGGAGAGGAACACACGUGCAUAAGUAUCUAAAGAGCAAAUGAGGUGCAGGACCACUCACUGAGUUUUGAAGCAUGCAUUUUGGUUAUCUCUCCGCAGUUGGUUAGAUUGCAGGUUCUCAUAUCACAUACCAAGCUUUAAUUAGAAGUUAUUUUCUUCAUAUCAUUCCCUUUCCUUCUUACCCUUUUUUACAUGAGUGGCUUCUCUUUUUGAUGCUUAAGAUGGCUGCUUUUAGUCUUAAGUGACAAACACAACUAAUCAGCAAUAAUAAAAACUUCCAUUAAGAAAGGAAUUUGCAAUGAUUCUUUAACCUCUUGGAAUCUGUUAUAUAUUUGUGGAGCAUUCUAAGGAAAGAUGGAUAUUUCUCAAACAGUUUCAGCGGAUAAUACACAGUUACAGCCUGGUUGUAGAUAGGUAUUUCUCCUUAAAAUGUUCUUGGUGUUCAAAUGAUCAUCGAGUAAAAGUAAAGCGGAGAACUUUAAUUUGGGCACGCACUUGCUUUUUCAAUCCAUUUCAAGGGCAAAGGUGGAUGUAUAGCACUGAAAUUGAAUUUAUAAAAUUUCUGAGCAGCAUAUAUUUAGGUGAUCCCCAUAUGUAAUUCUGCGAAUCAUCAGGACCAUAUGUUAUCUGAGCCUGUCCAAAUCUGCCUGCAGGUUGAGAUAUUCAUUAUAUGCUUGUCUUGACAUGAGUUGGAAAAGCUCUGCCAAGUUUAAAGGGCCUCAUUUAAGGAAUUAUUGUAGCAUGUCACUAGACCUACUUGGGAGUGAACAUAUUGCAUCCGCUAGGAUUAUUCAGAUAGUUAUUUAGCUAUUCAAAUUAUGAACAUAAAAACAAUAAUCACAUACAAGAGGCUAUGAUAAAUGAUAUGCAUGCUUAAAAUUUUGAUGCCACUAGCAACAUACAAAAUGCACCUAUGUACUUCCAUAUAUUGCACGACAACAAGUCCUGUUGAACAACAGGCAAGGCUGAACUGAUGACUUUAUCAAUGCUAGUUAUUCAGGAGGAAGAACGCUGCUGAGCUUAUUCAACAAUAGGUCAACGGCGGUAAUAGCAAGCAGGGCAAACAGACCAUAUAGAAUCCCGCCUUGUUAGAUUGUUCUCUUGCAACAUCAAAGUCUGCAAUCUCGUGCGAUGGAUGUCUUCAUACAAGUGUGUUGCAUUUAUAGAUAGCAAGGUGUGUGGGCGAUGGAUGUCUUCAUACUCUUGCUAUGUUUCCUUGAUUCCUUCCAUAGGUCUACACUGAACAAAUUAACUGUUCUGAAGACCCAUAUAUGCAAGACCAUCUUUGAAGUUCCCGCAGCAACAUCUGGGGUGCUCACCUAAUAUUGAUAAUGAGACACCUAGUUGACAUAAGGAAUUGACUUGUUAUGGUUGGUGGAUGGCUUUAUUUUUAGUUAUAUAUGCGAGAAAUAGGAGAGGCAUGUUUCGGGCAAAUGCGCUCUGUAAAUGUUUUUGUUUGGACAAACCAUUCCAUCCCAUUAUUACAUAUAUGGUUUAGAGUGUAAAGUGAACUGUUCUUCUCUUUAGCACGCGUUCCAUCCCAUACGUGUUGAUUGGGGAGGGUAUUAUCCUGUUUCCAAACGAGACCUAAGUAAGGUACCAGUGGACGAAUCAAAUGAAAACCAUUAGUUCUUCUGUGGUGUCACAAAGCUAGAGAUGAAAAUUAGCAAGGGUAGUUGGCGGGUUUAGUUGAUUCGGUUUGUCUAAGAAAAUAGAAAUACGUGAUCAAGAUGAGGGCUAUAUAUUGGCAAAUUGGAUGCAAAUUGGUUGGUUAGAUUUGUCAUGGUGAAACAGGGGUGUCUGCAAUUUUGACUAUUUGCUUUUAGUAGUAAGCAACAUGUUCAGGCGCAUGUUGAUGCUUCAUCGAUCUCAAAAUUUAUUGGUCCGGUCCUCCAUAGAUGUUCUUCUGCCACAAUUGUUUCCGCUUUCUUUCUCAUGUGCACAAAAGAUACACGUAGUGGCAGCUGCUUUAUCUAUCUUGCAUAUACGUUCACACAGCAAGCAAGGGAUAUCGUUUUCAGAAUAUGUUCCUCCUAGUGCUCCUAGCAAGGUCCAAAGAUUCAAAGUGACCAUUGCGCGAAGGAUUUUGGCUGUCAUUGUAGGUCGGGAUGCCAAGUUUCCCUGCAGGGUUUGGUGUUUUUAUUCCACUUGCUUGGCCGAGGUGUGCAAAUCCUUUUGUGCUGAGAUUCUGCCUGCCUGCAACAAACAAGAAACAAGCCUUUCUGACAUACUAGGAGUAGAAUGGAGGGCCUGGUCUCUUUACAUGCGCCGGGUACAACACAAAUUCUAAUUCUCACGGGUUCAGAAAUAAUCUGCUUGAGCGGAUAAUUCGGUGCCGAUGCUAGACCAGAACGACUAUGGAUGCUAAAUUGGUACCACACCAAGUCGCCUGAAGAUUCGGAGGCCAGAGGCUGAGUUAGCCCCCAGGUUCUUUGGAAUGGAAAGUCAGGUUCUCUUUAUGAUACGCCUGGCUGGCGACGUCCUCACUUCCAGCGAGGUGCGCUGCCUGGAAUUCGAACUCUGGCCCUCCUUUUUUUGGAGGUUGGCAUCUAAACCAGUCGAGCUACCCUCUCUACCCAGUCGCCUCAAGAUUAAACUGAAGCUGUUGGUGAAAUGCAGUCAUCUCUCAAGCAGAAGCCAGAACGCCACUCGUGACUCGUGUAGCUCAAGCUCUCACCAACCGUUGCUACGCCCGGCUCGCCGGUAUCCAAGCUAGGAGGAGGUAGAUGCGCGGCGAGACCAGACCCCAACCACACGCCACGAAACGCGAGCCCCGUGCCCGCGGUUCGAUCGACCUGUUCAGCCAGGCCAAGCCCAGCACGCGCGCCGGCCGGUUGGUUAGGCCGGCGUGCUUAGGUCCAACGGCCACGACGCUCGGGCAUGGCCGUUAGGUCACAGAGUACAGUAGCUCGCGGGUCGCAGCGGCCCCUCACCCAAAACGACAUGCACGAAACGAAACCGUUGCCCUCACUCUUUCUUCCUUCUUCUUCGUCGCUCCCUGGUAAAGUGCUCGCCUGCGCCUGCGCCGACGAGGCCGCUUUCGUUUUCUUCUCCCAUUUGCUCACCCAAUGCAAACCGCGUACCCAAUCGAGAGACCUCGCUCUCCCUUCGCCCUGACUUGCGUUUCAGAUCCUACUAGUGGCAGGUCCAGAAGCUCGCCAUCGGCAGGAAGCAAAUAAUGGCGGUGUGGCGUGCCGCGACGUUUCGUGCGCGCGUGCGAUGGGUGCGUGACACGUUCAAGUAAUCGAGCUGGUGGUGGAUCUGCGUGCUCAUGGUCAUGGGAGACGAAGGCGGCAGCAGCAGCAGCGAGCUAUAUCUGCUCAGCCGCUUCGCGCCAUCGUCGUCGUCGGCUCAGCUGAGAGGCAGGGGAGAAAGGGCCAUGGAUCACCACCAGGACGACCUGUCGGCGGAGCUGGACCCGGCGCUGCUCAUGUCCGCGUCCACGUCCUCCUCGUCGCCGCCGGGCUCCGCCUCGCCCUCCUCCUCCUUCUCCCACCCGUCCCCGCCCCACUACACCCUCGCCGUCAGCGACCUCUCCUCCCCCGCGCCUCGCCGCCGCUCCUCCAUCCUGCCGCCCUUCUUGUCAUCUAGCUGCAUCCCCACCUCCGGCCCGGCGGCCACCGACGGCGGCGAGGGCCUGCUCCUCAAGUCCGUGUCCUUCACCGCCUCCAGCUCCAACAUCCUCGCCGUCGUGGGCCCCAGCGGCGCCGGCAAGUCGACGCUGCUCCGCAUCCUCUCCGGCCGCGGCGCGGGGUCCGAGAUCGCCACGCCGGGGACGGUGUCGCUCAACGGCCGCGCCGUCACCUCCCGCGCGCAGCUGCGGCGGCUCUGCGGGUUCGUCACCCAGGACGACAACCUGCUGCCGCUGCUCACGGUCCGCGAGACCAUCCUCUUCGCCGCGCGCUUCAGGCUCCGCGGCGGCGCCGCCACCGCGCGGGAGCGCCUCGACCGCGCGGAGGCGCUCAUCCAGGAGCUGGGCCUGUCCGAGGUGGCCGACAGCUACGUCGGCGGCGGCGGGGACGGCGCCGCGCGCGGCGUGUCCGGCGGCGAGCGGAAGCGGGUGUCCAUCGCGGUGGACAUGGUGCACGACCCGCCGGUGCUUCUGCUGGACGAGCCCACGUCGGGGCUGGACAGCCGGUCGGCCGUGGACGUGCUGGCGCUGCUGCGCAGGGUGUCCCGCGCGCGGCGGCAGGUGGUGGUGCUCAGCAUCCACCAGCCCAGCUACCGCAUGCUCGGCUACAUCUCCUCGCUGCUGCUCCUCUCCCGCGGCACCGUCGCGCACUCGGGCACGCUCCGGUCGCUCGAGGACGCGCUGGCGCGGCUGGGCCACAAGAUCCCCGCGCAGCUCAACCCGCUGGAGCUCGCCAUGGAGACGGAGGUCACCGCCGAGCUCGCGGAGGACCGCUACCGCCACGGCGCCGGGCUCCUCCUCCUCGACGAGGAUGCGGUGAGCAGCAGCAGCCUCCUCCUCGACAGCAGCAGCAACGACGUCGCCGUCCCCGACCGCGGCGGCUACUACUGCAGCCGCGCCACGGAGGUGUCGGCGCUGGCCGUGCGGUGCUGGCGCACCAUGUACCGCACGCGGGAGCUCUUCGCGGCGCGCGGGGCGCAGGCCGUGGUGGGCGGGCUCGGCCUCGGCAGCGUCUACUUCCGGCUGAGCCCCGACGGCCCCGACGGCGUGGCGCUCCGGCUGGGGCUCUUCGCCUUCACCCUCUCCUUCCUCCUCUCCUCCACCGUGGAGGCGCUGCCCAUCCUCCUCCACGAGCGGCGGGUGCUGAUGCGGGAGGCCUCGCGGCGCGCGUACCGGCUCUCCUCCUACGUGGCCGCCAACGCGCUGGUCUUCGCGCCGUGCCUCCUCGCCGUGGCGCUCCUCUUCGCGGGCCCGCUCUACUGGCUCGCGGGGCUCCGCGCGGCGCCGCGCGGGGCGGCGGCCUUCGCCUUCUUCGUGCUCGCCGUCUGGCUCAUCGUGCUCAUGGCCAGCUCGCUGGUGCUCUUCCUCAGCGCGGUGUCGCCGGACUUCGUGCUGGGGAACGCCCUCAUCUGCGUGUGCCUGGGCGUCUUCUUCCUCUUCUCCGGCUACUUCAUCCCCCGGGCCAGCAUCCCGAGGUACUGGGCCUUCAUGUACUACGUGUCCAUGUACAGGUACCCGCUGGACCUGCUGCUCAUCAACGAGUACGGGGGCGGCGCGAGGGGCAGGUGCGUGGCGUGGGUCGGGGGGAACGCCAUGGCCGGCGGCGGCGUGUGCCUGCGGACCGGGGCCGACGUGCUCAGGGACAGGGGCAUCGACGAGGGGAUGAAGUGGGUCAACGUCGGGGUCAUGCUGGGCUUCUUCCUGCUCUACAGGGUCAUGUGCUGGGCCGUGCUCGUCAGGAGGGCCUCCAAGACCACCCUGUGAUCUGAUCGAUCAUCCAUGGCAGCUCCUCUCUUUUCUUCCUUCAGGGUUUCGAUGGUUCAUUCAUUCAGGGGAAGGAAGACCUGUAAUCUGUUUCAGCAAGCAUUGUAAUAUUUUUGUAUUGUGUUCCAUUUUAUUACCUUUUGGUUAUUUUGGGGCUUGGUGUUAACUACGAAAUGUGACGUUCAUCUGGGCUAAGUGGAAUAUUAAUGUGAACUUCGGCAAUAAACCAGUUCAUUUAGUGACAAA
Panicum virgatum (switchgrass) is the source of this 8255-nucleotide messenger RNA. RefSeq names its product ABC transporter G family member 23-like. NCBI's taxonomy places the organism in Eukaryota, Viridiplantae, Streptophyta, Magnoliopsida, Poales, Poaceae. The record is from RefSeq and is a predicted model, not a curated record. Gene Ontology annotation, cellular component: membrane. Gene Ontology annotation, molecular function: ATP hydrolysis activity; ATP binding; ABC-type transporter activity. The transcript has 4 exons. Bases 5886 to 8009 code for a protein of 707 amino acids.